AUGGAGCAACAGCUCGUCCGGUUGCUCACGGAAACUCAAUCCUCGCAAGAGGCGCCAAGGACGAACGCAGAGUGGCAGCUCAAGCAGCUCUAUAGCAAUCCAGAACUGCCACUGGCCCUCACCUCGAUCGCUGGUCAUGGCGAUGUACCUGUGAACAUACGUCAAUCAGCCCUGCUCACGCUCAAACUGUUCGUGCAGGCUUGCUGGUCACCGCAGUUCGACGAAUUCAAUGGCCAGUUCUUCGCGGACGAUAGCCGAAAGGUGCAGAUACGGCAGAGAUUGCUGCAUCUAGCACUGAGUGAAGGGGACGAAAGAAAAGUCAAAAGUGCGGCAAGCCUUGUCGUAAGCAAGAUCGCAACUGCGGACUUUCCGGACGAGUGGCCUGACCUGUUAUCGACCGUACUCAAUGUGGUCGCUUCUGGAACCGAUCUGCAAUUGCACGGUGCCCUGAAGGUACUGCUGGAGCUUGUAGACGAUUGCUUCAGUGAAGAUCUGUUCUUCAAAGUUGCAGGAGACGUGGUACGAGUUGUGCACGGCGUGGCGGUCAACGAACGCCGGUCACCUACCAUGCGCGCACUGGCUGUGUCUGUUUUUCGAUCAUGCUUCGACACCCUUGAAAUGGUGAUGGAGGAUCAUAAGGCAGAGGUCAAAGGUUUCGCCGAACGGGCGAUGGGUGGCUGGAUGCCAUUCUUCAUCAGUACCCUAAAGGUCUCACUCCCACCGGCACCUUCAGACGAGGAAGAGGACCAAGUUACAGGUGCACCAGAGCUCUACCGCGGUUCGGUGGCGUUGAAAAUGCAGGUGGUGAAAGUGCUCAUGCGAAUACGGUCGCUCUUUCCUGCAGCGCUAUCGCCUCACAGUCAAGCGCUCUUUUCUGCGACCUGGUCUGAGCUGUCAACGUUGCAGUCACAGUAUCAGCAGAUGUACAUUGAUGAUGACAGACAAGGUCGAUUGGAAGACGCCGAUGGUUUACCGUACACGCUGGACUUUCUGGUGCUUGAGGAGCUCGACUUCAUGCAGGCAUGCCUACGUGCGCCGCCAGUCCGAAAGGAGCUUGAACAGCAGCUACAGGACCGAAGCUCUGUGGCGGGCAGUUGGAUGACCGAGGUGCUGAAGAUCGCAGUUGCAUAUGCUCAGAUAACCACGGAAGAAGAAGGACUGUGGGACAUUGAUGUCAAUGUCUUCCUCUCCGAGGAAGCCAACGUGACCGCUAAUUAUACGCCCCGAACGGCUUGCGGUGACUUGGUGAUCAAGCUUGGCGAGUGGCUUAAUGCUGCAACUGUCGAAGGCCUACUUGCUUACACGCGUGCACUGUACACUGAGCACGCAAACUGGAAGUUGAAGGAGGCGGCGUUGUACCUUCUAAACCAGCUGCUUGGUGACUUUCAAGACGUGGAGAAGAAGAUAGGCGCCGAGGCUGCAAAAGGCUAUGUCGACUUCAUUCAGCAUGCUGUCCAGGAAGAAGCUGUCUUCCUCCGCGCAAGAGGCUACCUCGUGGCUGGCAGUCUUACACGCACAUCUGGCGAUGCGUUACAACCUGUUGCGGCGAGCUUCAUGGAAGCCUCAUUGCAAGCGAUCAAUGGCGACCCGUCGGAGAUUGUCAAGGUCUCCUGCAUACGAGCGCUGCAAUACUAUCUGGCUUCACUACCCACCACGAUCACCCUGCCGAAGCAAGCUGCUAUCAUUGCAGCUCUGACCAACUUUUUAAACACACAAGAUCUGAGCGACCUUGCAGAUAGCGACGAUUUACUGAUCGCGAUUAUCGAGACACUGCGUGAUGCGAUACUGCAGGACACAAGCACAUGUCUCUCCAAUGGUGGCAUUGAUCUUCUGUUUACGGUCGCCAGCCGAGGCGCAAGUAAUUUCCAGAUAGCCUUGCUCGUAACGGAGACGUUCGAGGAAGUAGCGAGCACUGUCUCAGCCGCUGGAAGUCAAGAAUUUGCUCUGUUGUCAGCGAAGGUCUUGCCCUCGCUGAUGGGCGCCUUCGAUGUAGCGACUCUGACGGAAGAGAAUGGGCUCGCGAAUUUGGCCGCAGAAUUGCUCUCCGUGCUUGCGGCCAACGGCUCAUCGCCUCUACCGCGAGGGAUGGUGGCGUCAGUCAUGCCAAGGCUGAACCGGCUACUGCUAGGUUCACAGGAUGAGGAGCUGCUCAAGUCUGCAACCGCUGCGAUCAAGCAUAUGCUGCACCACGACCCCGAGCAAGUCUUCAACUUCCAGGAUGGAGCCGGAAAGCAUGGCCUGGAGGUUGUACUCGUCAUCAUUGAUCGUCUGCUGAACCCAGCUGUGGAUGACAAUGGCGCUGCAGAAGUUGGUGGUCUGGCUGCGGAGGUGGUGGAGAAGGCUGGUUCGGACAGACUAGGUCCGUAUCUGAUGCAGCUGCUACGGGCAGUCGCGGCAAGGCUGGCUACUGCCGAGCAGGCGGCUUUCAUACAAAGUCUGAUUCUUGUCUUUGCACGCUUGUCACUUACCGCGGCUCAGGAUGUCGUUAGCUUCCUGGCAGACGUGCGUAUUGGGGCCGACAGCGGGCUGCAGGUCGUCAUGAGCAAGUGGUUAGAAAACUCCAUCACAUUUGCUGGAUACGACGACAUACGGCAGAACGUGGCCGCCCUCACAAAGCUCUACAGCCUCCACGACCCCCGCAUCGAACAGAUCCGCGUCAAGGGUGACUUGAUCGUGUCGAAGACAGACAGCAACCGCAUCAUGACCCGCUCCCGCGCCCGUCAGCAGCCCGAGCAAUACACCAUGAUCUCUGCGCAACUUAAGAUCGUCAAAGUUUUAAUUGAGGAGCUGCUCUCCGCCUCCGGCUCCAGUCGUGCGUUGGACACCGCAGAUGCUGCUGAGUUCGAGGAAGACGGAGACGACGAAGGCGAGUGGGAGGACGAUCCGAAUGACUUCGUCGAUCUCGGUUCCGGUAUGACGAAGGCGCAAUUGAUGGCGUUGGGUGACAACGACGAAGGUCCGUCGAGAGGAAGAGAUGACGAGACGCAAGCGUUGCUGCUGCAUUUCUUCAAGGAGCAAGCGUCCAGGCCGGAGUUCGGACAGGUGUUUCAGGCGCUGACAGAGGAAGAGAUGGAAAAGUUGAGGAGUCUGAGCGCUUGA
This is a messenger RNA of Baudoinia panamericana UAMH 10762, 3099 nucleotides long. RefSeq lists its product as uncharacterized. Gene Ontology annotation, biological process: protein import into nucleus. The transcript has 2 exons. Gene Ontology annotation, molecular function: small GTPase binding. The record is from RefSeq and is a predicted model, not a curated record. NCBI's taxonomy places the organism in Eukaryota, Fungi, Ascomycota, Dothideomycetes, Mycosphaerellales, Teratosphaeriaceae. Bases 1 to 3099 code for a protein of 1032 amino acids. Gene Ontology annotation, cellular component: cytosol; nuclear envelope.